UCACAUACACGCCUGAUACAUCACCCAAUUCCAAGAAUUUACAGUAUCCUUCUCGAGCUUCUCAAUCCCCUGCAACUCAAGCAAAGGCGAGAUAAAAGAUGAUUGCUUCCUUUUUUAAGUCGAUCUUGUUGAUUGAAGUGUUCAUGGUUGGAGCAGAAGCCCUGAGCAUGGGCUACUACAUCAUGAGCUGCCCUUUCGCGGACCAAACAGUGACCGACACAGUGAACCAAGCUCUGAGGAAGGACCCAACACUUGCUGCAGGGCUCCUCAGGCUUCACUUCCAUGACUGCUUCGUCCAGGGAUGUGAUGCAUCUGUGUUGAUCGAUUCCACAGAGGAUAACACAGCAGAGAAGGACUCUCCUGCAAACUUAAGUUUGCGUGGUUAUGAAGUAAUCGAUCAAGCCAAAAAGUUGAUUGAGCAGCAGUGCCCGGGAGUUGUUUCUUGUGCAGAUAUUGUGGCAUUGGCAGCUAGAGAUGCUGUUUUUUGGGCUGGUGGACCUUACUAUGAUAUACCAAAAGGGAGAAAAGAUGGCAGAAGGUCCAAAAUCGAGGACACCAUAAACCUUCCUUCACCCAUAUCUAAUAGUUCGGACCUGAUGAAGUUGUUCUGGAAGCAUGGAUUUAAUGCUCAUGAGCUGGUAGCCUUGUCAGGGGCUCACACGUUGGGCGCCGCCCGAUGCAGCAACUUCAAACAGCGGCUGAGCAACUUCGACGCCGUCAACGACGUGGACCCCACGUUGGACUCCUCGUUCGCCAAGUCGCUUUCCCGGGUAUGCGCCGCCGGCGACGACGCGGAGGUGCCGUUCGACCGCACCCGCAGCGCGUUCGACCGCGCCUACUUCUGGGCGCUGCAGAGCGGAAUGGGCGUGUUGGCGUCGGACCAGACGCUGUUCAGCGACCCGCAGACGCGGCGCGUGGUGAACGGCUACGCCAUGAACGACGCCAUGUUCUUUUUCGACUUCCAGCAGGCGGUCACCAAGAUGGGACUGCUCGACGUCAAGGAGGGGAAUCAGGGGGAGGUUCGAGCCCAUUGCCGGAGAGUGAACUGAUAAUUAAAAUGAGGAUCGAUGGAAGAGGAAAUUUUAUAUAAAUUGGUGCUCUUGUGCAUGAUAUAUAUAUAUGGAAGCGAAUAAUUUGGGAACUAGAUACAAAUAUCUAAGAACAAUACUUAGCAA
This is a messenger RNA of Zingiber officinale, 1175 nucleotides long. RefSeq names its product peroxidase 47-like. The record is from RefSeq and is a predicted model, not a curated record. Lineage: Eukaryota; Viridiplantae; Streptophyta; Magnoliopsida; Zingiberales; Zingiberaceae. Gene Ontology annotation, molecular function: heme binding; peroxidase activity. Bases 99 to 1049 code for a protein of 316 amino acids. The transcript has 4 exons. Gene Ontology annotation, biological process: response to oxidative stress; hydrogen peroxide catabolic process.